GUUCGUAGCGCUUGCAUAACAAUUAAGCGGGCCUGUUCCAUUGGCCCCUAGCUCGUCUCAAUUGGACGAGCUGCACCGUGACGGUCCGUUCGGAAUCGUGUGCCGGUCAGCAGAAUAUUCUUGUGGCGUAUGCUUGUAUAAAAGCCAUGGACUCGUCGCCUCUUGGCAAGCCCCAACCUCGUUAGCUUUUUCGGAAGUGGCACAUCACCCUUCAACAAAAUUACAAGAUGCGUCUCACAACCUCCAUCACGGUCGCCUCCGUGUUGGGCGCCGCUCUCGCCAAGCCCGAAAAGAUCCGCGGUGUCAGCGAUCCAGUGCACCACUUCUACCUUCAGGAAUACCCCCAGGACAAGAGCACCGCAGUCCUGGGUCCAGAAUCAUCAGCAGAAUACUUCAACAUUGGAGGCACUAUCCAAAGCGCAAACACGACGCUGUACCUCAAUGUCGGCAAUGACAGCACUUCAUACAAGACGCUAACCUUUGGGACGACUGCGUCGACCAAGGCGUGGGGGCUCGAGGGCGAUACAAUCAUCACAACGCAAGGAAGUACUUGGGGUCGUCAAUUGAACUUUCUGGCUUGCAAACUGGACGGCAGCUACUGGCAGCUGUACCUGCAGACAGGCAGUGCCACGCCCAGUGGGAAGACUUGCAGCAACUAUCAGACUAUCCACCUUCCGUGUCUGUGCUGA
Microdochium trichocladiopsis is the source of this 689-nucleotide messenger RNA. RefSeq lists its product as uncharacterized. Bases 228 to 689 code for a protein of 153 amino acids. The transcript is spliced from 2 exons. The record is from RefSeq and is a predicted model, not a curated record. NCBI's taxonomy places the organism in Eukaryota, Fungi, Ascomycota, Sordariomycetes, Xylariales, Microdochiaceae.